GCAGAAAGCAAAAAUUCUCUGUAAAAUCAGAACGAUGAUGGAGUCACAAUUAUGGAAUUGGAUCUUACCUCUUUUGAUCUCUUCUCUCUUCAUCUCCAUCGUCGCUUUCUAUGGAUUUUUCGUUAAACCGAAACGGAAUAGUAUCCGUCACGAUCGGACUGUUUCUACCGUCACUUCCGACGUCGGAUCUGUUAAUAUUACCGGAGAUACUGUCGCCGAUGUCAUUGUUGUUGGAGCUGGUGUUGCUGGUUCUGCUUUGGCUUAUACUCUUGGAAAGGAUAAACGUCGAGUUCACGUGAUUGAAAGAGAUUUAUCGGAGCCUGAUCGCAUUGUUGGAGAGUUGUUACAGCCUGGAGGUUACCUAAAGUUACUGGAGUUGGGAAUUGAAGAUUGUGUGGAGGAAAUAGAUGCUCAGCGUGUGUAUGGUUAUGCACUUUUUAAGGAUGGAAAACGCAUUCGCUUAGCUUAUCCUUUAGAGAAGUUUCACGAAGAUGUAUCGGGAAGGAGCUUUCACAAUGGACGCUUUAUACAAAGAAUGCGGGAGAAAGCUGCUUCACUUCCCAAUGUUCAGCUAGAGCAAGGAACAGUUGUAUCUCUUCUAGAAGAGAAUGGGACUAUCAAAGGUGUGAGAUAUAAGAAUAAAGCAGGGGAGGAACAAACCGCAUUUGCUGCUUUGACUAUAGUUUGUGACGGUUGUUUCUCAAACCUGCGUCGCUCUCUUUGCAAUCCUCAGGUCGAGGUGCCUUCUUGUUUUGUCGGUUUGGUCCUAGAGAACUGCAAUCUCCCAUAUGCAAACCAUGGACAUGUCGUCUUAGCAGAUCCAUCACCAAUUUUGAUGUAUCCAAUUAGUAGCACAGAAGUUCGGUGUCUGGUUGAUGUUCCUGGUCAGAAAGUGCCUUCCAUUGCAAAUGGUGAAAUGAAAAACUAUUUGAAGACAGUUGUGGCUCCUCAGAUGCCUCAUGAGGUCUAUGACUCUUUCAUUGCUGCGAUUGAUAAAGGAAAUAUUAAGUCCAUGCCAAACAGAAGCAUGCCAGCUUCUCCUUAUCCUACUCCAGGGGCUCUGUUAAUGGGAGAUGCAUUUAACAUGCGUCAUCCUUUGACGGGUGGAGGAAUGACGGUUGCAUUAGCUGACAUUGUUGUCCUGCGUAAUCUUCUUAGACCGCUGCGUGACCUUAGUGACGGCGCUAGUCUCUGCAAAUACCUCGAAUCGUUUUACACUCUGCGAAAGCCAGUGGCAGCAACAAUCAACACCCUUGCGAAUGCUCUUUACCAAGUGUUCUGUUCAUCAAAAAAUGAAGCAAGAAACGAGAUGAGGGAAGCGUGCUUCGAUUAUCUGGGCCUCGGGGGCAUGUGCACAAGUGGACCAGUAUCUUUGCUUUCGGGUUUGAACCCUCGACCGUUAACACUUGUGUGCCAUUUCUUUGCGGUUGCGAUUUAUGGAGUCAUACGGUUGUUAAUCCCAUUCCCUUCCCCAAAACGAAUCUGGCUUGGAGCCAAAUUGAUAUCGGGAGCAUCAGGGAUAAUAUUUCCGAUAAUAAAAGCGGAAGGAGUUAGGCAGAUGUUUUUCCCAGCAACUGUACCUGCAUACUACAGAGCUCCUCCGGUUAAAGGAGAAACCAAAUGCUCAUAGUUCCGAUUGAUUCUGUCACAAGAAAUGCCAUCCAAAAGAAAAUGAAAGUUGUGGAUUGCAUCUGGUGAGUUUUUGUUGUGUUAGUGUUCUUUAAACGUAUAAAAGUGACAAAACUGUGAUGGAUUACCUCUGUUUUUUAUAGGUUAUGAUGGUUGUAUCUUAGUUGCUAACGCUAUACCAUUCUUUUACAUAUCGAAGUCUCUGCGUUAUAAAAUUUGUUUUCCGCG
Messenger RNA from Arabidopsis arenosa, 1857 nucleotides. Lineage: Eukaryota; Viridiplantae; Streptophyta; Magnoliopsida; Brassicales; Brassicaceae. The record is from the annotation of a GenBank genome assembly.